AUGGAGACAUCCAGGCAUGCAAAAAAAAAAAACUCAAACAAAAUUCACACACACAUUAUUUCCUCCUCCUUUUAUCUUGAUGCCAUUGCCAAUCUCCACCACCAUCUCCUCCUCGUCGCCGCCACAGACGGCGACAAUAACACAACAAUGGACCCCACCACCACCACCACCAACAACCUUAGCAUCCCUACACCACAAUCCUCCUCUCUCUCUUAUCAACCUUCACCAAAUAAUAAUAAUAUUUUUUCCCCUAGCAAUAAUAGCCACAUUCUUGAAAUUAGUCUCAUUUCUGCCCAGGAUUUAGCUCCUGUUUCAAAAUCUCUACGUACUUAUGCUCUCACAUGGAUCAAUCCCAAUAGAAAAAGAAGCACAAAAGUUGAUAAUGAAGGUCACAAUAACCCUACGUGGAAUGUCAAGUUCUCCUUCAAGGUCAAUGAGGAGUUCCUAUAUUCAGAGAAUUCUUCAGUCCAUGUUGAAAUUUACACUGUUUCUUGGUUUAGAGAUGUUUUAGUUGGUACAAUUAAUGUUCAAUUGAACAAUCUAAUUAACCCUUAUGUUAAUUUCCAAAAUUCAUCCAGUGGAAAAAGAUUUGUUGCUUUACAAAUUAGAAGGCCAUCUGGAAAUCCUCAAGGAAUUCUCAACAUGGGAGUGGCUAUUAUUGAAAAUUCUAUGAGAAGCAUGCCAUUACUUUGUAAUAAUGAAAUUAUGGACCCUUCUUCUUUGGAUUAUAGAGAUAUUUUAGACAAGAAAAUGAGUGAAAAUCAUCAAGAAGUUGAUGAUGAUAAAAAAAGGGAAAUAAAUGAAAAAGUACAAUUAUGGAGAUCUUUGAGUUUAGGGUAUUCCAAGGUUAACACUGACGAAUUUCCUACCAAAGGUGACUCCAUUUGUAACGGUUCAAUGGCAAAUGGCUCGAUGUGUAAUGGAUCUAUGUUAAAUGGUUCGGAGUUAUGUUCGGAUGUUGGCCCAUCAGCUUCUAUUGUUGCAGCUGAGAUAGCCGCUAAAAGAUACCAACAGCCACCAUCGUCAGCACAACCCGAGUCACCACAAGAAGUGGAGACCAAACAAUCAAAGGAAAUGGAAGAUGGAGAAAGCUCAAUAAUAUUCGGGGAUUUAACAGCAAAGGAAGCGUAUGCAAAAGGGUUAUUAUCAUCAAGUAGGGAGAGAUUGAGGAAAGAGAUGGUGGCGACGAUGCAGACGCAAGCGGUGAACGGAGAACAUGCACGACGGAACUCCGACGGAGGAGGGUUGUUUUCUUGCUUUGGAAAUGCGUAUGGUAUUGAGUUUAGAAUUGUUUGCGGAGCGAACAAUAACAACAACAAUAAUAAUGUUGGGAAUAGUAGUAGGAUUCCUAAUACUAUCAACAAAGGUAGAAAAAAAUGGUCUAGUGAGACAAAUUCAGCAUGA
Molecule: messenger RNA, 1404 nt
Organism: Solanum dulcamara
Lineage: Eukaryota; Viridiplantae; Streptophyta; Magnoliopsida; Solanales; Solanaceae
Exons: 4
Coding region: 1-1404 (467 amino acids)
Biological process (GO): defense response
Source: RefSeq, a predicted model, not a curated record